GUCGCGUGUAGUGUGUAAACGUGUCCGAUUUAUGAUAUGAAGGACGUUGGUCAGCAACAAUGCUUGAGUCCUUUGAUGGUCCAGUCCUCCAAAAUCAAUGGGUGGCUUGUAUCUCGUAAAUUAAUACAAACGGAUUACCCGAAAAAACUAAGAGAGAUUGACUUGAAAAUUAAUGACGCUACAAAUAAAAGUCCUGAAGCAUCAGUACAUCUCUCAGAGAAUCCAUCCCUAUAUCUAGGAUGCAAGAAAGUACUGGAUAUCCUGUCGCAGACAGAUACUAAAACAGACUUUUUCGGACGUUCGAGUACUGUUGUUCGCGCAUGGGCAGAUAUCGUUAGUUUGUUUCAGAAAAACAAUUUAUACUUGGCUGAAAUCGGAGACUCCAUUCAUGAGUUGUCUGCUGUGCAAGUUCCGAGAGGUAAAAUGUUCAUUACAGAGAGACAAAAGAAUCUGUUGGAUUUGCGUCAGAAACUGAGGGAACAAAACCUAAAUCUGAGUCGUAAAGAGGAACUUUUGGAAAAGGUGUACAAGGAGUUCCGAGUUGACGUCAAUGAGCAAAACAUUAAAGUUCGCCUACUCGAAGAAGCUGAAAAUGUCCUAGAAUUCUUAACAGAAUUUGUUGAUUCGUUGAAAUCCUUAGAUCCAGCUUUACAGUUGUACUCGAGUUUCAGAAAAUUUAUCCUCGGAGGUUUUCAGAAUGAUAAUGAACCUGAAAAAGUGUUUGAAUGUUGUCCAACUCUUCAGCUGCUAAUUGAUUCAGGCCAUGUUCUAGUUUUCACAUGGAAAAAUGGUUAUGCACCUGAAUGUGUCAAAGAAAGCGAUGAUUUUAUACCUCUUUUAUUAAAACAAGAAAGAGAAAAACUAAAACAAUCAUCAAUAGAAAUGGAGAAAACUGAUCUUGUAGCGGAAGAUGCUUCCUUGGAACCAAAUGAAAUAGUUUGGGAUGAAACUGAAGGAAUUGAUUUUGGUCCUAUCGAUUAUGAUGUUAUCGAAAGUAUUGAAAUUGAAACCGAAAACACUCCACCGAUGACUCCAUCAGGCCUAACUGAUUCUGGCAAUGCUGUCAGCAGUAGUAUAUCUUCUGAAAUACAAGCCAAACCAACAAUUGCUUCUGGUGGAUCUGCUCGUUACCUACUGGACUCAACUGAUGGACGUAAAGCUCUUUUAAAUGAUCUAUUCGAGUUGGAUGCAUUUUUACAACGAUUUCAAGAGGAUAUGCAUGAAAGGUUAGAUCAUGAAGGCGGGGGGAAUCAACUCAGUGUCUCUGAACGAAAUACCACAGGAUCAUCUGGCAACACUGGUUGUGAUACACUUCAGAAUAUGGUCAUGCAAAAUGCUCCACAGGACAUUCAAUCAUGUACAUGGGAUGAAUUGAAUAGAAUGAUUCAACUUGUUAAAGAAGCUCAAGAUAAAUUAACAACCAGUUCGUUGAGUCAACUAAUGAUGAUAAGAACAAGAACAGGAUAUUUGGAUAGAUUAACGGAUCGACUUUUGGAUUAUAGACGUCAAGUAACGUUAGCCAAAACUAGAGUUUCACAAACUCAACACUUGAUUGAUAAAACAAUAAAAGAACAAGAGGAGAAGACAAUACAACUUCAUCAGCACAGAGAAUCAUGCAUAAAGCUAGUCACCUUUUUUGAAGAGGAACUAUCCAGGAUUUGUAAUCGACAAGUUCAAAUAAUUGGCCAGUUCUGUGAUGUAUGACAAUGAUGAUGAUUAUUGAAGUUAAUUUAAAACACUUUUUUUCUUUUUAUUUCAUUUGGAUGAAUGGCUUUCAUUUUCAUAAUAUACAUAUUCUCAAAUGAAC
Messenger RNA from Trichobilharzia szidati, 1807 nucleotides. NCBI's taxonomy places the organism in Eukaryota, Metazoa, Platyhelminthes, Trematoda, Strigeidida, Schistosomatidae. The record is from the annotation of a GenBank genome assembly.